This is a messenger RNA of Symbiodinium sp. CCMP2592, 1191 nucleotides long. Lineage: Eukaryota; Dinophyceae; Suessiales; Symbiodiniaceae. The record is from the annotation of a GenBank genome assembly.
AUGGGCAAGAGAGUCGUUCUGCUUUUACCGGCAGACCCAAAGGUGAGGCUGCUUUGGCUCCCGAUUCUGGCCCAGCUGGUUAAGGCCGGCCGCGUACCACGGAAAGAUGACGAGACAGCAGGGGCAAAGGCGAACUACUGGGAACAGCUCAGCCCGAGCGGCACAGCGCCAUCCGCGCGGUAUCGCCACACCGCGGUGUGGAGCCCGGCUGCGAACGGCUUCUACGUGUUCGGUGGGCGCAGUGGUGGCAGCCGUCUCAACGACCUGUGGUUCUACGGGCGCGAGGCCAGUGAGGGCCAUCGCGAGCUUUUGGCUCGUCAUGGAUGCAAACUUGUGAAGUACUGGCAAAUUUUAGCACCACAGGGUGUUCUCCUUGGGCCACCUUCCAUGUUUCGAUUCGAUCUACACGCAGCUUUCCACGAAGAGAUGCUCAGCAUCAGACAUGCCUUUCAGGUGAACAGCUGGGAACAGGUCAGCCCGAGCGGCACAGCACCAUCCACGCGGUAUUCCAACACCGCGGUGUGGAGCCCGGCUGCGAACGGCUUCUACGUGUUCGGUGGGUAUGAUAGUGGCUAUCUCAACGACUUGUGGUUCUACGGGCGCGAGGCCAGUGAGGGCGUUCUCCUUGGGCCAUCUUCCAUGUUUCGAUUCGAUCUACACGCAGCUUUCCGCGAAGAGAUGCUCAGCAUCAGACAUGUCUCGCAGGUGAACAGCUGGGAACAGGUCAGCCCGAACGGCACCAAGCCAUCCGCGCGGUAUCGCCACACCGCGGUGUGGAGCCCGGCUGCGAACGGCUUCUACGUGUUCGGUGGGUCUGGUGGCCCGGGCCCUGAGAGCACGUCAGAGGCAGCACGACUGCGGGCUGCGUGGCCGUGUGUGGAGUGCAUCACUGAGGUGAACAGCUGGGAACAGGUCAGCCCGAGUGGCACAGCGCCAACCGGGCGGGAAGCCCACACCGCGGUGUGGAGCCCGGCUGCGAACGGCUUCUACGUGUUCGGUGGUUCUUCUGGCCCGGGCCCUGAGAGCAGGUCAGAGGCAGCGCGACAGCGGGCUGCCUGGGAACAGGUCAGCCCGAACGGCACCAAGCCAUCCGCGCGGCAAAGCCACACCGCGGUGUGGAGCCCGGCUGCGAACGGCUUCUACGUGUUCGGUGGGCAUGAUGAUGGGUGUUCUCGAGCCAGUUUUUUGUGA